ACCAACUGCGUCAUUUCCUAUUUACGAUAAUUUUCCCGCGCUGGUUGUAGUGGUCAGCUGUCAUUGAGAAUAAACACUGAACAACUUCAAUAUGUCAAAUUCAGAUUAUGAUCCAGCUUGUUUGCCUGACUUGUUGCCGCUGUAUUACCGCAGACUGUUCCCGUUUUCACAGUACUAUCGCUGGUUAAGUUAUGGCGGUGUGUCUAAAAACUACUUCCAGAACCGUGAGUUUUCCUUCACCCUAAAAGAUGACAUUUAUGUGAGAUAUCAGUCCUUCACCACUCAGAAUGAGCUGGAGAAAGAGAUGCAGAAAAUGGUUCCCUACAAGAUUGACAUUGGAGCAGUCUACAGCCACAGGCCCAGUCAACACAACGCGGUGAAGUCUGGAACCUUCCAGGCCCUGGAGAAGGAGCUGGUGUUUGACAUUGACAUGACAGACUAUGAUGAUGUCAGACGUUGCUGCAGUGCUGCUGAUAUCUGCUCAAAGUGCUGGACUCUAAUGACCAUCGCUAUCCGUAUUCUGGACCGGGCACUUCGAGAGGACUUUGGAUUCCAUCAUCUCCUGUGGGUGUACUCGGGCAGGAGAGGCGUGCAUUGCUGGGUUUGUGAUGAGGCUGCUAGGAAGCUCUCGGUGGCGGCACGGUCUGCCGUGGCAGAGUAUCUCAGUUUAGUCAAGGGUGGUGAGGAGACUGUUAGAAAAGUUGUGCUAUCAGAUCCAAUCCAUCCUUUCAUCAGUCAUUCUUUGUCUGUGGUCGAGCGUUAUUUCCGACAAUACGCCAUCGUGGACCAAGACAUAUUGGGCAGUAAGGACAGUGUAGACAAAGUGCUCGCUUUGCUGCCUGAAGAUAUCAAAAAGGAGCUGACGGACAAUUAUCAAGAUGAAAAGAACCCAGUGAAGCGAUGGGACAGACUCUGCACUGUAGUUGAACAGAAAAGGUCGAAUAGUAAGAAGGGUGGUCAGUACUUCGAUAAGGAGAUCAUGCUGCAGUACUGUUACCCGCGCCUGGAUGUCAACGUCAGUAAAGGAGUCAAUCACUUACUGAAGAGCCCAUUCAGCGUACACCCUAAGACAGGUCGAAUCUCAGUGCCAAUAGAUCUGAAAGAACUCAACACGUUUGAUCCUUUCGAGGUGCCUACGAUCAGUCUGAUUUGUGAGGAGCUGGAGAGACCCAGACCAGACGAGGCGGAGGAGGAUGACAUGAAGGACAAGGAGAAUGAACAAGAAGCUGGAGAGCGACGCAGAAUCAGAGACUAUAAGCGGACCAGCCUGGCCAAGUAUGUAAAGGUCUUUGAUCGGUUUUUGGAAGCAAUGGCUCGAUCUCGUAAAGGAGAGAUGCUGAAGAAGAGCGAUCUUCAGAAGGACUUUUAAGACAAAGGAGCUGGAACUAUAAAACAGCAGUUUAUCAGAACACAUUUACAUGUUUAUCUGCUGGCUGUCUACUUCUGAAGAACCUAUGGAAGCCAUUUCUGCCACUGAAUAAAAAAUAAAAGUAGGUUAAUUGUGUCUUUUUACAUACAGAAACAAACUCACUGUUCUGAGAAAUGAAGCCAGAAUUGUGAAAUAUAAACUUGCAAUUGUGAGUUGUGAAGUCAGAAUUCCAAGAUAAACUCACAAUUCUGACUUUUUUUUUCUUGCAGUGCAAGUUUGUAUCUUGCAAUUCUGACUUCAUUGCCUCAGAAUUGUGAGAUAAACUUGCAAUUGCGAGUUAUAAAGUCAAACUUUGAAGGGAAAAAAAGAGGCUGGUAUGUUAUGUAUUUAUAUAUAAACUCACAAUUCUGGGAAAUAGUCAGAAUUGUGAGUUUGUAUUUCGCAAUUCUGACUGUAUAAACUUGCAUUGUUUAGUUUAUCACUCAAUCCUGGAAAAAAAAAAAGGCAGAUUUGUGAUUUUUUUUUUUUUUUUUUUUUUUUUUCUGACAGUUCUGAUUUUUUUUUUUCAGAAACUUUCAUUUGCGAGUUAUAAAGUCCAAUUUUGAGGGGGAAAAAGACUAGUGUGUUUUUUAAUAUAUAAAUACUCUCAGUUCUACACAAUAAGUCAUGCAAUUCUGACUAUGGUUUAUAUCAUGCAAUUCUGAAAAAAAGUCAGAAUUGUGAGUUUAUAUUACACAGUUCUGAGAAAAAAGUCAGAAUUUUGAGUUUGUACCUCGCAAUUCUGACGGAAAAAAAUUAUUUGCGAGUUUAUAUCUUGCCAUUCUGACUUUAACUCGCAACUGUUUGUUACGCAAACGAGUUUGUUACGCAAUUCUGACUUUUUUUUUUCUCAGAAUUGCAAGAUAUAAACUCACAAAUCUGACUUUAUUAGUUUGUACCAUGCAAUUCUGAGAAAAAAGUCAGAAUUGUGAGAUAAAAAGUUGCAGUGACCUUUUUUUUUCCUCAUUCAGUGGUGGAAAUGGGCUUCCAUAAGAAACAGACACUUUGAUAUACAAAGAACCACAACAGUUUUUCUCUGAAACAUUCCAUCAGAGGAUCAGUCAAAUGAUGUAUAAAAUGUCAUUUAUUUCCAUGUGAUACUGUUUUCCUUUAAUUUUCUAAUGGAAAUAGGUUUUCUCUCAUUUUCUAUGUUUUGUAAAUCAGACUUUUUUGGGAAUUUGUUUCGUUUUUCUACCAGCUAAAUAAAAUAACUUGUACAAAUCU
Molecule: messenger RNA, 2632 nt
Organism: Labeo rohita (rohu)
Lineage: Eukaryota; Metazoa; Chordata; Actinopteri; Cypriniformes; Cyprinidae
Gene: prim1
Product: DNA primase subunit 1
Exons: 13
Coding region: 92-1369 (425 amino acids)
Biological process (GO): DNA replication, synthesis of primer
Cellular component (GO): alpha DNA polymerase:primase complex
Source: RefSeq, a predicted model, not a curated record